Messenger RNA from Trichomonas vaginalis G3, 462 nucleotides. RefSeq names its product papain family cysteine protease family. Lineage: Eukaryota; Parabasalia; Trichomonadida; Trichomonadidae. The coding region runs from base 1 to 462 and encodes 153 amino acids. The transcript has a single exon. The record is from RefSeq and is a predicted model, not a curated record.
AUGAGUACUUAUGAUAGCACGCACAUGACAUACCACUGUGAACUUCAUACCGAUUUUAAAGGUACGAAUAUAUCAAAAACAAGAAGAGAAAAUUUCGAAUAUUUUUAUUCAUCAGUUUUUAUUGAAAAUUCAAACUUCACAAAUAACGAAGCUUUCGGAAAUGUUCUUGCCGCUGGCUGGGGAGGUGCUUUCUAUGUAUUCUCCAGCAGAAUUAAAUCCGAUACUUGCAUUUACGAGGGCAAUAUAGCUCUUUGUGGCGGAGCUAUCUCAUUAAUUGAAUCAGAUGCGUUGCUUCUUACAAUUACUUAUACUUCAAAUCACGCUUUGAUUAAUGGAGGCGCCUUAUACGUAGCAAACAAAAAGGAACCAUCUAAAAUUUGGAACAUUAAAGGCACAUUUAAUGGAAAUAUAGCGGACCAAAUGGGUGGAGCCAUAUCUUCUAGUUACGUCACCGACUUUUAA